ACAUUUCUUGGAGUGGGUAGAUGAUAUUUGCAUCAUUUGAUCUUUGUGAGGUUAUAUUUGUUUCCUUUUUCCUCUGGAAUAUGAAGAUCUCUUCUUAAUUCACUACUGAAAGUAAUAUAAUUUGGCUCUCUUAUUUUGUAUCUUAUUCUAUAGUAUGCCAUUAGAAAUUGCUUUGAUUAUAUGUAUUUGCCUUUCUGCCUUGGCUUAGUUCAAGAAAACUGGUUAUUUCUUGAUUUAAGAGCGAGUAAAGUUAUUUUCUGUGUGCCUCAAAUGGAAAGGUGCCGUCCCCUUGCACCUUUUGUGCCUUAUGUUAGUGUGUGCCUGUGCUUUGCCCUUGUGUGUUGCCUCUUGCCUAAAAGACCGCUUAAGUGUCUAGGUGUGCCUAGUGCAUUUAAAUCACUGUGUGACAACAUGAUGAAAAUUUUGUACAAACUAGUUUUCUGCAUAACUUUGUAAUGAAGUUGUUCAUCAUCCUAAGGCUUAACUGAUUAGUUUCCUGAACAGUAAAUGGGGAUGGAAUAGUAUUUCACUCUUGAUUGAACCAAUUGGAAUGUGGCUAUGAGUUCUUGCCCAUAUUUGAUCUUAUCUUAGUAAUUUAGAAUCUUUAGAGCCACUUUGAUCAUGCUAUGCCUAUGUCUUUCAUUGCUAUUCAAUUUUCUGUUUUAACACAGUAUUCACUUUCCUUUCCAGUAUUCAGCAAAUAGCAGAUGGUUGUUUAAUAUGGGAGGGGUGGUCUAGUACUGCAUUAGCCCAAAGACAUGAAACAUCAAAUAGUUUGCAGAUUAUCUUGGAGCCAGAGGGUUAGUUUGUUAUAAUAAAGGUUAAGGCAGGAUCGUCGAUGAUGGGAUGUGACUUGUGAGCCAUUUUCCAAGGACCUAUAGAUGGAUUACAAUGGUCCAUUUUCAGAGAUUCUGUUGAGCUAUUGCCUUAAUGGAGAUGAUUUUUGCUUGAUGUGUGGAGCUCUAGAAAUAAAUGUGAAAUUUUGUAAUUUUAGGUCUCUUCAUUUUUUGUUUUGUUUUGUUUUGUUUCAUUAUUUUCUAAGUUUGUAAAUGGAAAGAAACCUUACUUGGUCAUGUCCGGGAAAAGUGACAUGAGCACUGCUAGGAGCUAGUGCGCUUGAACACUCUUACAUUAUGACACGUUAUUUUGCUAAAAGAGAUACUGGAUACCGCGUUAACUAGGGCUGGGCGCGCGGGUGACAACCACACC
Rubroshorea leprosula is the source of this 1209-nucleotide messenger RNA. Lineage: Eukaryota; Viridiplantae; Streptophyta; Magnoliopsida; Malvales; Dipterocarpaceae. The record is from the annotation of a GenBank genome assembly.